UUCGUAGUGGGGAUCACGUGUGACUGAGGGAUUUAUAUAGCAGAAGAAAUGCUUGCCACGCCAGCAUUUCAAGUUCGAGUGAUGAAACCGUAUGAUCGUUAAAGUUUCUGAUUUCAAGUUAGAUAUAUCACUGGUGAAGCUGUCCUGUAUUUAUCAAGUUUAUUAGAUUCUUCAAUACAUUCGACAAUCAUGCUGAAACACGUCGUACUUCUUAGCAUCGUAUUUUGCUCGGUACAAUCACAACGACCGUGGCAUGCUGGUAGUAGUAGCAAUCGUUUACCUCAGGUUCUGCCUCAGUAUCUUGAUGAGCGAAUAGCAGCGGAACAACAAACGGUCCAGACGAGCCCAGUGAAUCAAGUAAGUCCCGCAAAUCAAGCGAUUCCAGUGAAUCCAGCGGGUACAGCGAGUCAAGCAGGUCAAGGAACUCAGGCUGGUGUUCUUGGAACAAAUUUGCUCGGAAAUCGAAUCGGGAGUGACACAGCUGCGACUGGUGCAUCUACACCAGCUCUAAGUACAACCACUAUAAUUCCACUCGAUCUACCAGUGGAUGCACAUGGUGACAUCGAUUUAGUGAAUAGAAUUAAGACCUGGCCGAGGGACAAGCAACCUUUCUGGUACAUUAAUUGGCAAGCAAUUCAGGCCCAUCGUGGUGAUGCAAACAACAACGCUCAACCGGCUCAGAUACAACCAAAUCCGAUGUCGUUCUUCGCAGGUUAAAACAGCGAAUCAUGAAUUUUAAAUGGAACAUAUCGAACAAGACUGUAAAAUUAAGCAUUUUUUAGCACUAUAGAAUAAGAAUGUAAUUGCAAAUAUUUAUAGCCGCUGAACAGCGGUUACUCCUAGUCAAAAUAGACUUUCUGGAGAGAUGUACGAAUCCAUGGUUUUCGACAAGUUAUCAUUCAAAAUUACAAUACCGGUCAAACAUAUUGCAUCACUUUUAAAAAUAGGGAAA
Molecule: messenger RNA, 952 nt
Organism: Camponotus floridanus (Florida carpenter ant)
Lineage: Eukaryota; Metazoa; Arthropoda; Insecta; Hymenoptera; Formicidae
Exons: 2
Coding region: 190-717 (175 amino acids)
Source: RefSeq, a predicted model, not a curated record